AUGAAGCUGGUAAACCUUUACCAUACACCGGCUGUGCUGCUGUGGCUAUUGACGCUUAAUGCCGGUGUUCAACCCGGGUUAGCUUGGUUCGACGUUGGUAAAGUGAUUGAUAAUGUAUCUGGUGCGGUUAAAACAUCUUACCAGUACGCUAAAAAGAAUGGAUAUUGCAAGUUGACUGAAUGUUGCGAUGAGGUUCACAUCCAUUCCGACGUAACAGAACUGCGCAGGGCGCUAGAGAAAUCAUUAUACGGACAGCACAUUGCCGAACAGGUGGUUGUCAAUGCCAUCGGUGGACACUUCAAAAAUAUCGAAAAUUCCGAAAAGCCUUUGGUGAUGAGCUUGCAUGGACUACCGGGAACGGGAAAAAACUUUAUCGCGGAGCACAUCAUCCGGGCACUGUACAAACACGGUGCAAACAGUAAAUUCGUCCACAAAUAUCUUGGCAGAAUACACUUUCCGCUACAGAGUGAGGUUGAAACGUACAAGAUAAAUCUGGUGAGCGAUAUCAAGACAGCCAUUGCGCGGUGUCCCAAAUCAUUGUUCAUCUUCGAUGAGGUCGAAAAAAUGCCAGUCGGUUUGUUUGACUCGAUUGUGACCCUACUCGACCAUCAUGCAUACACGAAGCAGCUAGACUUCCGGCAAUCGAUAUUCAUCUUUCUCUCGAACGUUGCUGGACCGGAGAUAGCGGACAGAUUGAAAAGUUUGGUUGACCGUGGCGUUUGGCGCGAGGAAACCAAGCUGCACGAUUUCGAAUCAACGCUCGAGAUAGCGUCGUACAAUCUGAUUGGAGGAUUGUAUAAAAGCGAGCUGAUUGAGUCGCAUGUGAUCGAUCAUUUUGUGCCAUUUUUACCGCUCGAACUGAGGCACGUGGAAAGCUGCAUUAGGACGGAAUACGCUAAGUUUAGCAAGGCAAAAAUGAGCGAUGAAAUGCUAAGCACCAUUGUUAAAGAAGGAAUAACUUUCGAUGAAACGGGUCUUUAUUCAAACAACGGGUGUAAGCGAGUUACUAAAAAGGUUGAGGCAUUAUAUUAUAGGGGAUUGCGCAAGCAGCAGCAAAAGCAAGAAUUGUAA
This is a messenger RNA of Anopheles maculipalpis, 1071 nucleotides long. It is a transcript of the gene Torsin, whose product is annotated as torsin-like protein. The record is from RefSeq and is a predicted model, not a curated record. Gene Ontology annotation, molecular function: ATP hydrolysis activity; ATP binding. Gene Ontology annotation, biological process: cellular response to misfolded protein. Bases 1 to 1071 code for a protein of 356 amino acids. NCBI's taxonomy places the organism in Eukaryota, Metazoa, Arthropoda, Insecta, Diptera, Culicidae. The transcript is spliced from 6 exons.